Molecule: messenger RNA, 924 nt
Organism: Penaeus indicus
Lineage: Eukaryota; Metazoa; Arthropoda; Malacostraca; Decapoda; Penaeidae
Exons: 4
Coding region: 1-924 (307 amino acids)
Source: RefSeq, a predicted model, not a curated record
AUGCUUGAAAUAGGAUUCUCCAAGCAAUUGGUUGAACUCAUCCGAAACCUAUAUGGCCACCAGUUAGCAAAAGUCAGAACCACACAUGGAUUUACAGACUGGUUUGAGAUUGGCCAGGGGAUGAGACAAGGGUGUAUUCUAUCUCUACACCUUUUCAAUAUUUAUUCUGAAGGUAUAAUGAGAAGAGCACUAGAUGGAUUUAAUGGAAGCAUUAAAAUUGGUGGUAGAACAAUAACAAACUUGCGAUAUGCUGAUGAUGUUGUUUUGGUAGCUGGCAGUAUGCUGGAACUCCAAACACUAGUUAACAGAAUAAAUGAAUCCAGCUUACAAGCAGGCUUACAACUCAAUGCUUCUAAAACAAAAGUAUUGAAAAUAAUAAAUAAUCAUGGAGAUAACAAGGAUAACAUCAAAGUGAAUGGUAACAACAUUGAGAAUUUAGAUAACUUUAUCUAUCUUGGUGCAAUGUUUACAAACAACUACAAUGGUUCUAAUGAAAUUAAAAGAAGGCUGACUCUUGCACGAAAUGCGAUGAUAUCCCUUACAUCAAUAUUGAAAGACAAAGCCAUCUGGACCCAGAUGCUCUGUGGGAAUCCUUUAGGUGCAAUAAAACUGGAAGCAGCGCAGGAUUCCAUUGGUGUAUGCCCGAGUGCAAGGCAGAAUUUCAUCUCCCUGGAGACACUGGAGGCCAUUGAAGCGUGUCACAAGAUGACUGCAGUCCGUUCAGUGGACGGACAGAUCAUCUUAGAUCAUGUUGGGGUUCGUGAAUGUUGGGCUGAUUAUUUUGAGCAAAUAUACCAGGUAGACCCUCCAACAGCAAGCUUGGAUGCAAGUGGUAUCGCAAUACCUGUCCCGGACCUACCCAUCAGCGAAGAACCUCAUACCCUAAUUGAGGGUUUUGGUUCCCAACAUUCAGGAUAUGACUGA